ACCAUAAAAAAAACGGAGUAAACGUGAAGAGAUCUCAACCGUUAAACUGAAACGCAAUAGCCAUCAGAUUUAGGGCGUCGUGGUCUUCCUAGGGCUUUAAUUCGUUAUCUUCGGCGCCGACGGGAACCCUCCUUUGGUUUAGGACUUCAGCGACAGGGAGAAGGACAAGAGAGAAUCGGAAAAAUGGUUCAACGUCUCACUUACCGGACGCGACACAGCUACGCCACCAAGUCCAACCAGCACCGUGUCGUCAAAACCCCAGGUGGUAGGCUUGUUUACCAGAGCACAAAGAAGAGAGCUAGUGGUCCUAAGUGUCCUGUUACUGGGAAAAGAAUUCAAGGGAUCCCUCACUUGAGACCUGCUGAAUAUAAGAGGUCCAGACUAUCUCGGAACAGGAGGACUGUGAACCGUGCAUAUGGUGGUGUAUUAUCUGGAAGCGCUGUUAGAGAAAGGAUCAUCCGUGCAUUUUUGGUAGAAGAGCAGAAGAUAGUGAAGAAGGUUUUGAAGAUUCAGAGGGCUAAAGAAAAGCAAUCUUCAAAGAGUUAAAAAAGAUAUGAUGGAUAAUCUUUGCAUUUUACUUUCACUUUGCUUGAAUCGUAUAUUUUUUCUUUUAAGAAAUCAGUGUUUGUCAUGCACGAUAUUAACCUGAGGUCUGUUUAAACAUAAAUUAGUAUUUUAUUUUUCGGUGGAUCUAUUCCCUACAUAUUACUUAAUGAUUGUUCAUUUUUUUAUGUCAAAAUUACUGCUCCAUUUUAUACAAAGGAAGAAGUGAUUUCUGGUCUGGACUGAAAAAAAAAAACACAGAAUGACCAACCACAACCUCUGGAUCUGACAUGUUUUUACCACUAUCCCUUGUGCAAAUUUUAACCUGUGUUACCCUGAGUCAUACUUUAGUGAAGAUUCAACCUGUAUUAGCCUGAUUUAUGCUUUACUGAAGAUUUUGAAGACCAAGAUUUCUACUUUGGAGACAAUUCUUAAUACAGGCAAAAUCAAGUGCUCAAUGAAGAAAUUGCUUCAACUGAGAUUGACAUUGUGUUUGUACUUAGUAAUUCAAUGUUACAGGCUGGCGCUUGUUAUUUGUCUGUGUAUUGAAUAAAAUUCCUUGAUGGGCAAGUUGCUUGUCUUUGGUCUUAUCCAUAACAUAGAUAAAGGAUCUACAAAUUUUAUUGUAUACAUAUUUCUAUCAUUUUCAUCCUCUAAGUCUAUCCUA
Messenger RNA from Rubroshorea leprosula, 1210 nucleotides. The record is from the annotation of a GenBank genome assembly. Lineage: Eukaryota; Viridiplantae; Streptophyta; Magnoliopsida; Malvales; Dipterocarpaceae.